AUGCUGCCCAGCUCCAUCCAGAUUUCGGGGGAGCCGCUGUCAGGAGCCGAGGUGCGGGACAUCUGCCGCGGCCUGCGCGACAACGCCGUGCGCCUGCUCUCACUGCGCGGCUGCCGUCUCUGCGACCGCGACUUCGGCCGAAUCUGCCGGGCCCUAGCCGGGGCCACGUCCCUGGCGCAGCUCAACCUUAACCUGGGCGUCGUGUCCAGCCCCAGCCGCAUCAAGCAGCUGGCGGAGGCGCUGCGGACCAACCGCUCCAUCCAGUCCCUCUUCCUGCAUGGGAGCCCUCUGACAGACGCGGGGCUGGCCUUGUUGAAUCCAGCCCUGGCCCUCCACCCUGCCCUUGUGGCACUGGACCUGGGGGACUGCAUGCUGGGUGAUGAAGCCAUCAACCUCAUCUGUGGCCUCCUCCCGCCUGACGGGGCCAAGUCCGGCUUGAAGGAGCUGACACUGAGCGCUAACCCCGGCAUAACCCCUAAGGGCUGGAGCCGCCUCGCCAUUGCCGUGGCCCACAGUUCCCAGGUCCGCGUGCUCAAUCUGGACUACAAUCCCCUGGGUGACCACGUGGCAGGGAUGCUGGCUGUAGCUGUGGCCUCCAGCCGCACCUUAGAGGUCCUAGACUUGGAGGGCACAGGGCUCACCAACCAGUCAGCGCAGACCCUGCUGGACAUGGUAGAAAAUUACCCUACAGCUCUGCGGAGUCUGGUGUUGGCCGAGAACAGCAUUAGCCCGGAGCUGCAGCAGCAGAUCUGCGACCUCCUCUCUGAGGGGGAGGAGGAGGAGGAGGAGGUGGCAGGAGGGCCUGGCGACACCCAGGAACGAGAGCGAGCACGGCAGCCUGCUGCCCACCAGAGGGGCAGCAGCUCCUGGACAGGUCCCAGUGAUCCCAGCUCUCAGAUGGUGCUAAUGACAUCAGGACUAGGGGACAGUCUGUUGGCUGAGACUGAGAUGUGA
Molecule: messenger RNA, 954 nt
Organism: Rangifer tarandus platyrhynchus (Svalbard reindeer)
Lineage: Eukaryota; Metazoa; Chordata; Mammalia; Artiodactyla; Cervidae
Source: the annotation of a GenBank genome assembly